Messenger RNA from Aspergillus aculeatus ATCC 16872, 2608 nucleotides. RefSeq names its product WD40 repeat domain-containing protein. The annotation marks the transcript as partial. The transcript is spliced from 9 exons. Gene Ontology annotation, molecular function: protein binding. The record is from RefSeq and is a predicted model, not a curated record. Gene Ontology annotation, cellular component: nucleus; transcription repressor complex. Gene Ontology annotation, biological process: negative regulation of transcription by RNA polymerase II. Lineage: Eukaryota; Fungi; Ascomycota; Eurotiomycetes; Eurotiales; Aspergillaceae.
AUGGAUGGAUUAUCAUCGGCGGCGAGUGUUAUCGCCGUUAUUCAAUUAACGGGAAGCCUCGUGAGGAUUUGUGCGGGCUAUGUUCAAGAAGUCAAGAAUGCGCGGAACGAAAUAUUUUCUCUACAAGAGGCAAUUAAAAUAUAUCUCCACAGUCGGGAUGGAAAGGCCUUACCUACCUCCUCACACCUAGCGAAAACGAUUACAGAAUGCCUUUCUGACCUCCGAUCGUUAGAAGCCAAAAUUGAUCCAAGGAGCGCAGGUAAUCUGAUGAGGAAAUUUGGAUUAAGAGCAUUGAAAUGGCCCCUAAAGCGCACCGAAGUGAACAAUAUGACACAGAGCCUUGAAAGAUAUAAGUCUUCGUUCCUCUUGUGCCUACAAGUAGAUCAAACUUCUCUUAUGGUCGGCGUUGCCCAGACUUCCUACCAUCUUAACGAGGACAUGGUUCUUACAAAGUUAAAAAGCGCAACAGAGGCCAGCUUCGAGUCGUUCUCUAAUAGAAACGAAGCCCACUGUCUCCAUGGCACCAGGACCGAACUCCUUCAGCAGAUCCUGGAUUGGGCUUUGUUGUCCUCCCAUGGAAGGUCCAUUUUCUGGUUGAAAGGAAUGGCAGGGACUGGAAAAUCCACGAUCUCGCGGACGGUGGCAAUGUCCCUCAAGGACAGUAAUCAUCUCGGCGCUAGUUUCUUCUUCAAGAGAGGCGAAGGAGAUCGAGAGUUGAAAGACGAGGUGCAGAAGGCGAUUCAUAACGAUCCCGACAUAGCAACGAAAUCAAUCAGGGAGCAGUUUGACAAACUUCUCCUUCAACCACUUCUCAGCCUCGAUCAGUUAAGUCGACAGCCACAAUUUAUAGUAAUGGUCAUCGAUGCUCUGGAUGAAUGCGAACAUGACCGGGAUAUACGCACUAUAAUUGGCUUACUUCCUCUUUUGAAAAAAUCAAAAAUGUUACCAAUGAGCCUGGGCUUCUCAGAGAUCGCACGUCACGAAUAUCAGGAUUUAGCCCUUCACGAUAUUCCCGAGGCAGUAACGGAGCGUGAUAUACGCUUAUUUCUGCGACAUCGUUUUACGAAAAUCCGAAAGGACAGAAGCAUUCCUGAUGGCUGGCCAGGAGACGAUGUGAUCCAUGAUAUAGUCAUGCUUUCUGUUCCACUCUUCAUUGCGGCUGCGACUAAUGACGAGCUGGAGCAGCAGCAGCUUCUAGAGGAGUUUCAUAAAAUAGUCGGUAUUAUCAUCCUACUUGCUACUCCACUUUCCACGAAGGCGUUAUCUGCUUUUAUUGGCUGGGAAGUGGAAAGAAUCAGGCAUCGAUUGAAGUUCUUUCGAUCAGUUCUGAGUGUUCCCGAUAACCAAGAUCUAGCUAUCAGGAUUCUACAUCUAUCAUUUCGAGAUUUCUUGGUCCAGUCUGGCUCCAAGUUUCACGUGGACGAAGACAUUUGUAAUCUGCAAUGCCCUGGAAUGCUAAGGGUAGAUAUCGACCCUGCACAUAUCCUCCAGUGUCUACCACCUGAGCUACGAUACUCUUGUCGCUACUGGAUACACCAUAUUGAGAAAAGCAAUGACAUAUCAUCUAUGACAGGGGAAGUACAGAUCUUCCUCCAGGAGCUUUUUCUGCAAUGGGUGGAAUCAAUGGCUUUACUAGGCCUAAUCUCAGAGGUUGUGAUUAUGCUGGACCUCCUUCAUCGGAUUGUGACAGUAAGCGAUGAUGCUGCCGUCUUGUCCGAUUUCGUUUAUGAUGCGAAGCGUUUUGUUCUGAAAUUCUGCCAGAUAGCCGAUGAGGCACCACUUCAAAUUUAUUUCUCAGGACUGGUAUUCGCACCUGAAAGGUCUAUGAUUCGAAGGCGGUAUGAAUCAGAACUACCGGAUUGGAUAACCCAGUUACCACGGGUUGAGGAAGGAUGGAGUCCAGAAUUGCGAAUUAUUGAGGGCCAUAAGAGAAAAGUGAGCUCUGUGAGCUUCUCACCUGACGGUCGGCUGAUAGCAUCUGGGUCUGAUGAUUGGUCUGUGUGUCUUUGGGAAACAGCGACGGGGAUGUUGCAGCAGACUCUGAUGGGUCAUUCCAGUGGGGUCACAUCGGUGGACUUCUCGCCAAACGAUGGUCUGCUGCUGGUCUCUGGAUCUUCUGAUGAUACUGUGCGUGUCUGGGAGACGGCAACAGCAUUUUCACCUAAUGGUCAGUUACUGGCAUCUGGCUCAUACGAUAAGACAGUACGACUCUGGGAUACGGCAACAGGCAUGCUGCUGCAGACGCUCGAAGGCCAUUUGGAUUGGGUCAGCUCGGUAGCUUUCUCGCCUGACAGUCAACUAAUAGCAUCCAGCUCCCAAGAUAAAACGGUGCGGCUCUGGAGCAUAGCGACUGGCGUAGUGCAACAUACUCUGAAGGGUCAUUCAGGUAGCAUUAAUUGCGUGGCCUUCUCUUCUGACGGCCUAAUACUGGCAUCUGGAUCCGAGGACUUCACUUUACGCCUUUGGAAUGCGGAAACCGGUGUACUCCAGCAAACACUCGAAGCUCAUUCGAUUUGGAACCGAGAUAUUAAUUCGAUCGCUUUUUCGCCAGACGAUCGGCUGCUAGCAGCAGGCUGUCGAGAUUCUGCCGUGCGAGUCUGGGACAGGG